Trichomonas vaginalis G3 is the source of this 579-nucleotide messenger RNA. RefSeq lists its product as uncharacterized. The record is from RefSeq and is a predicted model, not a curated record. Bases 1 to 579 code for a protein of 192 amino acids. The transcript has a single exon. Lineage: Eukaryota; Parabasalia; Trichomonadida; Trichomonadidae.
AUGAAAGCUGACCAAAAUUAUACAUUUACUGAAGAUAUUUCAAUAAUUCAAGAAACAAAAUUAGGCGGAAGAUCAUUAAUUUACUACUGGACAGUUCCUAAUACGGAUAAAUGCGAUUUUGCCUAUUCAAUUAUUAAUCAAAAGAAAGUUCACGUUCGAGAUUUCAAUCAAAACGAAUCAAUAACUAGAUGCUACAUGUUUUCAAUGCUUGGAGAUACAAAGAUCACUUAUUCUGUACCACAAUACUACUCUGCUCAGGCAAAUAAGCACUUUUACCUUAGAGUACCAGAUAACCAGAAUUACUCAAUUACAGUUGCCACAUUAAAUCAGAAAUAUGGAGCAUUUAAUGUUUCCAUUAGUAGAUUUGAUGAUCUCUCAGCUAAACUCCCAGAUAUCGAAGUUUAUUCCGUAGAUAACGUUUUAUGGUGGGUCUGGACACUUUUGUUUGGAACAUCCGGAUUUAUUAUGUUUAUUCUUACUAUUUGUAUGCUCAGGAGACCAACUCCAGAGAAAGAUUAUAUUUAUUAUUGGGGACCAAGUCAGUCCUCCCUCACAUCAACACUCCUCGGCGAAAUAUAA